Ostrea edulis (European flat oyster) is the source of this 4590-nucleotide messenger RNA. Its product is annotated as zonadhesin-like. Gene Ontology annotation, cellular component: extracellular matrix. The record is from RefSeq and is a predicted model, not a curated record. The transcript has 20 exons. NCBI's taxonomy places the organism in Eukaryota, Metazoa, Mollusca, Bivalvia, Ostreida, Ostreidae. The coding region runs from base 1 to 4590 and encodes 1529 amino acids.
AUGCAGAGCAGUGAUGUUCUACCAGCGGAUAACAAAACCCAAUGUAGUCUGAAGAUUCCCAAAGACAUCGAAGGCUUGAUAAUCAAACUCGUGAAACAAGACAGUGUAUCUAAACCAUGUAUAUAUAGCAAGUCUUUUCGGGUGGUUACAAGGACAGGGAUACCUCACGUAGAAGUUCGCGAUGGAUGUCGGGGAAAAUUCAAAAUCCGUUACCGCAAGAAAAACUGUAGGAGAAAAUGCGGACCCAAUGCUGUGUGGAGAAGACGAAGAAGAGGACGAGGAGGCAAGUGUCGGUGCAAGAGAGGCUAUCGUGGAAAUCCAAGGAAAGGAGGAUGCAGUGCUUCUUGUGUGUGUCGAGCUUCUGGAGACCCGCAUUAUUCGACGUACGACGGACAAAAGAUCCACUUCAUGGGCAUGUGCAUGUACACACUGACGAGAACGUUGGGAAAUAAACCCUGUGCUUUUAACAUCAUGGUGUCCAACGAAAGACGAAACAAGAAGAAAUCGGUUUCCUACACCAAGCAAGUAGACGUCGAAAUCGGUGGAAUCUACGUCACGUUAUUCAAGGGCAGAAAAAUCCAGGUGAACGGAACAAAUGUGGAUGUGAGAAAGACUCCCUAUAAGAAAAACGGCAUUUUGUUGACGAGGGUAGGACGUCGGUUUACCAAGCUCCAAUCUCCGUCGUGUGGUUUGAGCGUACUUUGGGAUGGCAAACAUUCCGUAGAGGUGACUGCUAACAAGGGCAGUUACGGUGGGAAGAUGACUGGGAUCUGUGGAGAUUGCAAUGGUAAGAGAGACGACUUCCGGCUGGCCAAUGGAACUAAUGUAUCGCGCAUGCCAAAGAAGGUCAGGUACAGGAAGAUUGGAGACAGUUAUCGUGUGCCAGAUGUACGGAAUCCUUCAGCUGCAUGUGAGCCUACACCUGCGUUUUCAAGUUGCUCUGCGGAACAGACCAAGAGGUUCAGUUCAGAAGAAGCAUGUGGAUUGAUGACGAACACAUCCGACGGAAAUCCAUUCAAAGAGUGUGUGAACUGGAUGAAGAAUACCCAAGAGGCGGACGGAAACAGUCCCUUUUCUUCUUGUCUCAUCGAUGCUUGCAACAACGACGGUGCAGGACUGAAGCAAGUGACUUGCUCAGCGUUGGAAGAAUUCGAAGAGAAAUGCGUUGAGAAUGGGUACGCUCCACCUGAAAAGAAUAAUUGGAGAAUCAUCACUUCGUGUGCAUUGCCGGAGACCCAAACGUGUGGAGAGAACGAGGAAUACAAGGAAGAUGGAAGUGGUUGCCCAAACACUUGUCAGUCACCAAGAGCAGAGAACACAUGUGGGGACCCUGACAUAGCAGGUUGUCAAUGCAAGGAAGGCUAUGUCAGAGAGGGAGAAAAGUGCAUUCCUUUCAGUCGAUGUGGAUGCAUGUUAUAUGGUCAAUAUUCACCGCAAGGAACCUCCGUCCUUUCUAAGAACUGUAGAGAAAGGCUCUCCUGUAGAUUGAUCAACCGGAAUCCAACAAUUGUAAAGACGAAGACCAAGUGUCGCAAAGGAGCAAAGUGCAAAUCCAUCAAGGGAAUGGGCAAAUGCGAGAAGACAGAUUGCAGGAGAAAAUGCGGACCCAAUGCUGUGUGGAGAAGAAGAAGAAGAGGACGAGGAGGCAAGUGUCGGUGCAAGAGAGGCUAUCGUGGAAAUCCAAGGAAAGGAGGAUGCAGUGCUUCUUGUGUGUGUCGAGCUUCUGGAGACCCGCAUUAUUCGACGUACGACGGACAAAAGAUCCACUUCAUGGGCAUGUGCAUGUACACACUGACGAGAACGUUGAGAAAUAAACCCUGUGCUUUUAACAUCAUGGUGUCCAACGAAAGACGAAACAAGAAGAAAUCGGUUUCCUACACCAAGCAAGUAGACGUCGAAAUCGGUGGAAUCUACGUCACGUUAUUCAAGGGCAGAAAAAUCCAGGUGAACGGAACAAAUGUGGAUGUGAGAAAGACUCCCUAUAAGAAAAACGGCAUUUUGUUGACGAGGGUAGGACGUCGGUUUACCAAGCUCCAAUCUCCGUCGUGUGGUUUGAGCGUACUUUGGGAUGGCAAACAUUCCGUAGAGGUGACUGCUAACAAGGGCAGUUACGGUGGGAAGAUGACUGGGAUCUGUGGAGAUUGCAAUGGUAAGAGAGACGACUUCCGGCUGGCCAAUGGAACUAAUGUAUCGCGCAUGCCAAAGAAGGUCAGGUACAGGAAGAUUGGAGACAGUUAUCGUGUGCCAGAUGUACGGAAUCCUUCAGCUGCAUGUGAGCCUACACCUGCGUUUUCAAGUUGCUCUGCGGAACAGACCAAGAGGUUCAGUUCAGAAGAAGCAUGUGGAUUGAUGACGAACACAUCCGACGGAAAUCCAUUCAAAGAGUGUGUGAACUGGAUGAAGAAUACCCAAGAGGCGGACGGAAACAGUCCCUUUUCUUCUUGUCUCAUCGAUGCUUGCAACAACGACGGUGCAGGACUGAAGCAAGUGACUUGCUCAGCGUUGGAAGAAUUCGAAGAGAAAUGCGUUGAGAAUGGGUACGCUCCACCUGAAAAGAAUAAUUGGAGAAUCAUCACUUCGUGUGCAUUGCCGGAGACCCAAACGUGUGGAGAGAACGAGGAAUACAAGGAAGAUGGAAGUGGUUGCCCAAACACUUGUCAGUCACCAAGAGCAGAGAACACAUGUGGGGACCCUGACAUAGCAGGUUGUCAAUGCAAGGAAGGCUAUGUCAGAGAGGGAGAAAAGUGCAUUCCUUUCAGUCGAUGUGGAUGCAUGUUAUAUGGUCAAUAUUCACCGCAAGGAACCUCCGUCCUUUCUAAGAACUGUAGAGAAAGGCUCUCCUGUAGAUUGAUCAACCGGAAUCCAACAAUUGUAAAGACGAAGACCAAGUGUCGCAAAGGAGCAAAGUGCAAAUCCAUCAAGGGAAUGGGCAAAUGCGAGAAGACAGAUUGCAGGAGAAAAUGCGGACCCAAUGCUGUGUGGAGAAGACGAAGAAGAGGACGAGGAGGCAAGUGUCGGUGCAAGAGAGGCUAUCGUGGAAAUCCAAGGAAAGGAGGAUGCAGUGCUUCUUGUGUGUGUCGAGCUUCUGGAGACCCGCAUUAUUCGACGUACGACGGACAAAAGAUCCACUUCAUGGGCAUGUGCAUGUACACACUGACGAGAACGUUGGGAAAUAAACCCUGUGCUUUUAACAUCAUGGUGUCCAACGAAAGACGAAACAAGAAGAAAUCGGUUUCCUACACCAAGCAAGUAGACGUCGAAAUCGGUGGAAUCUACGUCACGUUAUUCAAGGGCAGAAAAAUCCAGGUGAACGGAACAAAUGUGGAUGUGAGAAAGACUCCCUAUAAGAAAAACGGCAUUUUGUUGACGAGGGUAGGACGUCGGUUUACCAAGCUCCAAUCUCCGUCGUGUGGUUUGAGCGUACUUUGGGAUGGCAAACAUUCCGUAGAGGUGACUGCUAACAAGGGCAGUUACGGUGGGAAGAUGACUGGGAUCUGUGGAGAUUGCAAUGGUAAGAGAGACGACUUCCGGCUGGCCAAUGGAACUAAUGUAUCGCGCAUGCCAAAGAAGGUCAGGUACAGGAAGAUUGGAGACAGUUAUCGUGUGCCAGAUGUACGGAAUCCUUCAGCUGCAUGUGAGCCUACACCUGCGUUUUCAAGUUGCUCUGCGGAACAGACCAAGAGGUUCAGUUCAGAAGAAGCAUGUGGAUUGAUGACGAACACAUCCGACGGAAAUCCAUUCAAAGAGUGUGUGAACUGGAUGAAGAAUACCCAAGAGGCGGACGGAAACAGUCCCUUUUCUUCUUGUCUCAUCGAUGCUUGCAACAACGACGGUGCAGGACUGAAGCAAGUGACUUGCUCAGCGUUGGAAGAAUUCGAAGAGAAAUGCGUUGAGAAUGGGUACGCUCCACCUGAAAAGAAUAAUUGGAGAAUCAUCACUUCGUGUGCAUUGCCGGAGACCCAAACGUGUGGAGAGAACGAGGAAUACAAGGAAGAUGGAAGUGGUUGCCCAAACACUUGUCAGUCACCAAGAGCAGAGAACACAUGUGGGGACCCUGACAUAGCAGGUUGUCAAUGCAAGGAAGGCUAUGUCAGAGAGGGAGAAAAGUGCAUUCCUUUCAGUCGAUGUGGAUGCAUGUUAUAUGGUCAAUAUUCACCGCAAGGAACCUCCGUCCUUUCUAAGAACUGUAGAGAAAGGCUCUCCUGUAGAUUGAUCAACCGGAAUCCAACAAUUGUAAAGACGAAGACCAAGUGUCGCAAAGGAGCAAAGUGCAAAUCCAUCAAGGGAAUGGGCAAAUGCGAGAAGACAGGCAAGUGCAAAGAAGAAAGAAAGGUGUUACGUUGUAAAAGCCGUAGAUUGCAGAGCAGCAGUGGUGUUGAGAAAGUGAUCAAAACCCUAUGUAGCUUACGCACUCCCAGAAAAAUCCAAGGUCUACGAAUCCAACUGAUCAAGCAGGACAGGAUUUCUAAACCCUGCAUAUAUAGAAAGUCGUAUCGAUUGGUGAAGAAGGCUGGGAAAUGGCAUUUGGAAGUUCGCGAUGGAUGUCGAGGAAAAUUCAAGAUCCGUUACCGCAGGAAAAGUAAGAGUUAG